AUGGCAGAGUAUCUCCUCGGACUCAUGCUCGUCGCGCAGUCGUCGCGCGACCGCCACGUCUUCCGCUACCCGCCCGACCCGACGUCGCCGUCAGACCGCCUCAGCCAGCCGAUAUACAGCCGGGCGACUUAUACCGCACAAGACAACACCGUCGACCGGACCGGGCACGCGUCGCGUCUGCUCGCACGACGCGAUGGCAGCCGUGGGAGCGGGAGCCGCGCUCGCGGUCUCAGCGGGGGCGGGCUGAGCGGCUUCUCUGGCGGCCUGGAGGAAGGGAGUCUGGCGCGGAGCGCGCCGUCAGGUCGCAGCGGGAGUGUGCACUCACACAUCACCGAGUAUGGGACGCCGGUGGAGAGCAGUAGCUCGUCAUCGGACGACUCGGACAUUGAUGCUAUGUGGGGCGCGUCAAAGCAUUCGCAUAACCACUCGCACUCGUCCCACCACUCGUCGCAUCACUCGUCUCAUAGCCACGGUCCAAGACGGUACUCGAGCGAAAGCGAGGGCCGGAGCGGCCUCGCCAACUCCAUCACUAAAGGGUUUACGGAGAUCAACCCGAAUCUCGACCGGCGUGGGAGCGUGAUAUCCACCGAGACGGUCAAGAAGAAGUUCAACACGACGCUCGAGCAGCAGUAUAACUACAGCAUGGGGUAUCCGCUCGACUUCCUGUCCGACCUUCUGUCACCACCGCGGGCAGCGUGUAACCGCAAAUUCGAGAUUAGCGUCAACGAGCUCCUGUUCAUCGGGCACCCAGUGUGCGCUGGAUCGGACGGCAAGUGGGCGUAUCCGUCCGGCGACAGCGACGACGAGGAGGACUCGAAGGCGCGCGGACGGCGGAAGGAGGCGGGACCGCUGCGCGCGGUAGCGGAACAUCCCGAGAGAAGCGAGGACACGCCGGCGCGUAACGGGCGCAAAGACGAGGCCGAGCUGAGCAUGUUCCACCUUGUGCUCAUCCUCGACAAACCUGAUCCCAAGCCUGAUCAGCCAUGGGCCGACUGCCUCGACGUCAUCUACCGCGAGGUUGCGUUCAAGUGGGCGGCCGCGGCGUUUGCGCUGCAGGUGCGCGACAACUGGGUCGGUCGCGAGAUUAAGCAGCUCAUGGGCAUCCGCGAGCGCGCCAUGGCCGACGGCAUCCCUGUCAACGAGUGCUUGCGGCAGUGCAUUGAAAAGUCUGAGCUCGCGCACAGUUUGCAUGAGCUAUAUGCUGCGCUGCACAAGAUAAAGUCGCGCCCGCUGAACGGGCACUUUUCACAUGUGUCUACGACCAUGAAGGUCCGCGUUGGGAGUAUACCCAUCACGCUGGUGGUGCCACCCAAGACGACGGACGUCGAGGCGCUCAUGGCGCUCGAAAGCGACUCGGACAGCGACAGCGACCUCGGGUGGGAGUUUGCGGGGCCUGACGGCGCGCUUAUUGCCAAGCAGCCGGGUUUCCGCGUCGAGCCAUGGAAGACCUUGCUAUUGCUCGACGACGAGGCGCCUCGGCCGCGGAGACCACAUGGGCGCGAGAGCAAGCAGGCAGAGGAGGAGGAGCUGGUCGACCAGCUUGUGGCCAACUGCGACGUCAGCAAGCCACUGCAUGAAAUCGCGCAUCUCAUGCGGUGUGACCUCGAGGGCGUUGUGAUUCCACUCGCGAGGGAGCUCGUGCAGAACAAGCGUGCGGUGUUCAUUGACGUGGUGAACAUCCGGCUCCGGACUAUCCUGAUGCCCGCGACGAUCGCGGACCACCUCCGCUCACUCACGCAACACUCUGUUCGCUUCUCCGUCGCCUUCCCCAAGCUGCCUCCCCUCAUCCCACUGAUCACGAUGAUCUCCGCCGCCCCCGUGCCCUUCCGCGAGCUUCUUCCCGCCGAUGCGCGUGACGAGCCGUCCAAGCGUGAGCCGUGGAUGCGUGCCGUCGCCUGGCUUCUGCGCAACGACCUAGUGAUCCAGGCGCACGUGCGUGCGCGCGUCAUCGCCUCGGCGAGCGUAAAGGAGGCGGCGUGGCUCAAGCUGUGGCACAAGCGGCGGCGUCGGUGGCUGCGGGAGAGAAAGCUGAGCGUGACGAGCGGAGGCAGUGCGCGCUCGCGCCCAAGUUUCGGCGACGGCGGCGGCGGCGGAAGCGUGGGCUCCGGGAACGCGAUCGCCGUCAACGCGGCCAAAGCGACGUCUCCGGAUCGCGAAUGGGCCGCGCGCGUGCCCAAGACGCCGCUUGCCGUCACGCGGACGCUGAGUGUGGGGGAGACGGCGGACGCGGAGAGCGAGUUCGACCUCGAGUCGGACGAUGGGCUCGACGACGACGGGGACGGGGACGAGGAAGGUGGCGUCGCGGGCCGGUGGCGGAUGCUGCGCCCGCCGCUGGGGCCGGGACUGGAGCGGUGCGCGGCGACGGCGGCAUAUAGCCUGGACGAGCCUGAGCCUGGCAAGACGCCGACGUUCAACGCGAGCUUCAUUUUCCACCCGGCGCAGGCGCAGAAGGAGGAGGCGCGGUGGCUCCGGGUGGUGCGCGAGCGCACGCCCGACCCCGUGCUUCGCAGCCGGUUUGAUCUCUGUGUGCAGUACUUUGACGGGGUGACGACAUUCGAGGAGAUUGUGUUCCGCACGGGUCUGACACGGCGCGAGUUGGACCGGAUUGCCAUGGUGUACCGUGACGACCUCAUGAUCUCGAUCCACCCCUGA
Messenger RNA from Cutaneotrichosporon oleaginosum, 2652 nucleotides. RefSeq lists its product as uncharacterized. Gene Ontology annotation, biological process: positive regulation of autophagy; TORC1 signaling; cellular response to amino acid starvation. Gene Ontology annotation, cellular component: GATOR1 complex. The record is from RefSeq and is a predicted model, not a curated record. Lineage: Eukaryota; Fungi; Basidiomycota; Tremellomycetes; Trichosporonales; Trichosporonaceae.